AUGUCUGAAGGAACCUGGGAGAAGUUUUCCCAGGUCGCUGUGAAGGGUGCUGAACAUGACUCUCGUGAACGCCGGCCCCAUCCGAAAUGUUUGGAAGGGACCCGAGUGGUCCUUCUUAACCACAUUUAUGGAUUAUCCGAUACCAAAGAGAUGAAUAGACUCAUCUGGUUGCAUGGUACAGCCGGCGUUGGGAAGUCUGCUGUAGCGUUCACUGUAGCUGAAAGAAUGAGAGGUCUGAAAAUGACAGAGGAGACGAAAGUAGAAACGCGGCUCGGUGGAACAUUCUUUUUCUCGCGCAAGCACACGAAACGCCGCACGACUGGUUAUUUCUUUAUGACACUUGCCUACCAACUUGCUCAAAAUUUUCCCAGCGUUCAGACAGACGUGAACAGAGCUAUCCUCAAGGACCCCACCCUUCUAGACCCCGACAAGUCACUUCGCAAGCAGAUGGAGAGGUUGUUUCUGCAACCUCUGCGGAAGCUUCAACACAGACUACGCGAGUGUCCGCCUUUGACGUUCGUUGUUGACGCCCUUGAUGAAUGCACACACGAAUCCCCCAAUGAAUACUCAUCCGAAUUCAGGGAUGAAGACGAAUCUGAAAGCGAGCUUACCGAACUCAUUUCCCUGCUCGCCCAAGUUCUUCGCGAUCCUGAUCUACCUUCGAUCCAUAUUCUAGUCACGAGUCGCUCGGAAGCGCAUAUUUGUGAAGCCAUGCAGAAUGAAGAUGUGCGACCGUUGCUGUGCGAGAUACCAGUGAAGAUUUCUGGGGAGGGUGUUACUCCUAUCAUCUCGCUAGAUGGCGCAGAUGUUGAUGAAGAUAUCUAUCGUUUCUUGGAGCAUUCAUUCAGAAAGCUGCAAAAUCGCUCUCCCACCUUCCCACAACCAACGCAGGAUCAAAUUGAGAAGCUGGCGAUCCGAGCGGGCAGACGUUUCAUUGUGGCGUCUACAAUGAUGAAGUUUAUUGACGAUCGACACAACGAUCCCCGUGACCGGCUUCACCUCAUGCUUGAGCUCACAAGUGAACUUCUACCAGGAACGGAGGUGUACGAGUUAUAUGACCGCAUCCUCUCCACAUGCGCUGAUCCGAAGCUGGCAUACCUGCACUUGUCCAUUGUUACUGCCCUUACAGAUCCUCUACCGAUCUCACAAAUCUCGGAACUUCUUGGCCCUGGUCAGGGCAGGGAUGUGGAGAAAGUGUUGGUGCAACUGCGCUCUGUCAUAGAUGUUCCUCCCAACAGCAGUCUCCCUGUGAAUAUCUAUCACUCGUCUUCUCUAUAUCACUUCACCUCACUCCCUACUCGCACAUUCUUCUCUCCGCUUGAUGGUGCAAGAACUCCCAGGCCGCUCAGCCCUGUUGGAUGCGCUCUUAGCAUUGAAGAAGUUAUAGAAGCCCACAACCCCCAAAAUCUAACACACUCAUUAUCUUUCAUCGUCCAGCCGCCGGAACCAAUGCAAGUGCUUGUAACUCUCCUCUGGCUUCGGGGAAUUCGCAGUUUAGAGUUACAAUUCUGGCUAGGCACUCAGGACGGGCAUGCCUGGCUGGAAAGUCUGGACGGGCGUGCCUGGCUGCAAGCUCAGGAAGGGAAGAACUGGCUGCAGAUCGAGAUGGCGCAAAGCUGGAUGGACAUCUCCAACCAGCUGCAGACCCAGCGUGGGCAACACUUAGUCUCCCGUAUUCGAACCAUAUUGGCAAGAAUACCGUCGUUAGUUCUGCGACACUUACCCCAGACACAGGACCUAUCGCAGAUACAGCUUCCUGACAUAGGGCCGAUCUGGGACCUAUCGCAGACCCAGGACCUGUUGCAGAAACAGCAUUCUGACGUGGGGCCGGUCCGGGACCUAUCGCAGACCCAGGAUCUGUUGCAGAAACAGCAUUCUGACAUGGGGCCGGUCCGGGACCUAUCGCAAACCCAGGACCUAUUGCAGAUACAUCAUUCUGACAUGGGGCCCAUCCCGGACCUAUUGCAGAUGCAACAUUCCGAGGGAUCACGGAGCCAGUCUGUGUGGGACCCACCGCAGACCCAGUACAAGAAAAUAUUACUGCCGACUCGGGGUAGGAACAGCUGGCUGCGGAGCCAGGAGGGGAAGGACUGGGUACAGAGCCAUGUAGGGAAGGACUGGGUACAGACCCAGGGGGGGCAAGACUGGCUACAAACCCAAGGGGGGAAGGACUGGCUACAGACCCAGGGAGGGAGGCACUGGGUGCAGACCCAUGGGGUACCGGACUGGCUGCAAAACAAGGGCGGGCGACAGUGGCUGCAGACUCUCGGUGGCCAAGACUGGCUACAGGCCUUUGGCGGCCGAAACUGGCUGCAAAGCGAGCACGGGCAAGACUGGCUGCAAACCCACGAUGGACAAGACUGGCUGCCUACUCGGGGUGGGAAUGACUGGCUGCAGACUCGGAGUGCGCGGGACUGGCUGCAAACCCCAGACGGGCGAGACUGGUUGCAGACGCCACAAGGUCAAAUGUGGCGGUUGACGACUGCUUGGGUGGCAAUGGAAGAAUUUUCGAACACAUUGGAAGCAAUUAAACAACAUCACAUGAUCGUCCCGGAAUUGUCUUCACAGCCAGCUUUUCAAGUCAUUCAGCAGUUUAAGAGCUUGCCGGACUUCUUAAUGUUUCCUGUGUUCUUGGCGUUAAGGCACCAGGAUCAUUCCACCACCUCUACAUUCGCACAAGACCCCCACCUCCUACCAGACUUGGAGAUUAUCCAUGCAAUGAAGACCUUUUCUGUUUUUGCAAACAAAGCACGCGAACGAAGUCAAUCAUCUUCCGAUGUUCUCAAUUACGCAUGUCAAAACUGGGCUGUCCAUACCUCGCGAGCUCCGAAGCCAUGGGACGAGAAACUCGCCCAUAUAUUUAAGUCUUUCUGGGAUCGUCAUCUCCUCGACUGGCUCGAGAGACAGUGGUGUGUGAAGGAUCUACAGUCUUGCCUAACCAUUUUAGCUGAAGGCGAGAAAAUUGCAAAGGAACAUCUUCUCCGUAUCCCGGAUCGUCUCAAUAACCAGUCGGAAGUCGUCGGGGUUUUCGAAGGCGAGAAACUUGUAAAGGAACAUCUUCUCCGCACCCCGGGUCAUCUCAAUAACCAGUCUGAAGUUGUUGGGGUUUUCGAAGGCGAGAAACUUGUAAAGGAACAUCAUCUCCCCGCUCCGGAUCAUCUCAAUAACCAAUCUGAAGCUGUUGGGGUUUCCGAAGGCUAUAAACCUGCAAGGGAACAUAUUCUCCGCACCCCAGAUCGUCUCAAUAACCAGUCCGAAGUUGUCGGGGUUUCCGAAGGUGAGAAACCUGCAAAGGAAUGUCUUCUCCAAACCCCGGGUCAUCUCAAUGACCAGUCUGAAGUUGUCGGGCUUAUGCAGCGUGUCGUACAGUCUUGUAUCACCUUUCUUCGCAUGUUCAAAUGUUAAACAACAUGUGAUAAGUCGUGUAAGGCCAUAUGUGCUGCAGAGCCCGCUACUUUUUUCGAUUACUUUGCUUCAUAGAUUGUCUAUACUAUGUAUUGAUACUGUUGUGCUUUUGAAGAUGUAAAACAAAGUUACACCGCAAGUGCCAGUUUGCGGUACGUCUGAAUCAGGAUUGUACGCACAUCCGAGUGAACUUCAAUGCAUCACAGUAACUGUAGAA
Suillus discolor is the source of this 3622-nucleotide messenger RNA. RefSeq lists its product as uncharacterized. The transcript has 7 exons. Lineage: Eukaryota; Fungi; Basidiomycota; Agaricomycetes; Boletales; Suillaceae. The record is from RefSeq and is a predicted model, not a curated record. The coding region runs from base 1 to 3405 and encodes 1134 amino acids.